AUGUCCGUCAUCAAUAUCCACGGAGGAGCAUUCCAUCUCGGCUCCUCCAAGAUGGUCAACAAGGACCAAGUAGCUGACUGCCUCAGCAGAGGCUGGAUUGUCAUAGCCCCAAAUCAUCGUCUGUGCCCUCAAGUCACGCUUCUAGAUGGGCCGAUGAGAGAUUGUCGUGACCUCCUGGGAUGGGUGUAUGAUGGUGGCCUUCAGAAGGCCCUUGACGCUAUUAAUGCUGAUGGAUCAUAUGCCGUUGACACUGACCAUGUCUUUGCGUUUGGAACGUCGUCUGGUGGCACUCUAUCUCUUGCCUUGGGCUUUGGAGUUGACCGUCCCGUUGCUGGUAUUUAUGACAUGUACGGGCCUAGCAACUUCACACACGCGUUCUGGGAGAAGCCGUUGCCGCACGUGGCAGCAAAAUUGCCCAAAGGUCUCACAAAGGAGUUCAUGGACAAAGUCUUUGACGAAGACCCAGUGCCCAUCCUCGGAGGCGUGUCACUGGAAGGUCAAGCGCCGGGGCCGCCCAACUUUGAUGACCCGAGACAGGCGUUCGCAAUGACACAAAUAGCCACCGGCAAUGUCAUGAACACCAUUGUUCCUGACAAGAACUGGGAUGCGGUCGACCCCAUCAGAAACAUCACUCCCUCUUUCCCGCCGACUUUCAUCGUGCAUGGACAGGCGGAUACCAUGGUGCCUCUUGAGCUUAGCCAAGAUUUGAUCAAGGUGCUGAAGGAAAAGGGGGUCAAAUCUGAGCUGAGGGAAAUUCCGGGCGAGGAACAUACGUUUGCCGCCAAGAUGAAGGUGGGAUCCCAGACUUGGAAUCUUCAAAGAGAAGGCUUCGACUUUUUGGAGAGCUUGAUAAAAAAGUGA
Messenger RNA from Colletotrichum fioriniae, 861 nucleotides. NCBI's taxonomy places the organism in Eukaryota, Fungi, Ascomycota, Sordariomycetes, Glomerellales, Glomerellaceae. The record is from RefSeq and is a predicted model, not a curated record.